AUGAGGAAGACAAACUGCAUAGUUUCAAAGUGCCAUCAACUGUUCACUCAGCAGCUGAAUGCUCUACAGGGAAGGUGUAAGAAGCUAGCAAAAGAGGAGGAGAAAGUGAUAGCUGCUGUCAAGACCUCCAGAGAAGUGAAUGAAACAUUGUUAGGAAGAGACAGAAACCGAGAUGGAGAUGGAGGGGUAGUUAGCUUUAAAGAAUGUGCCUGGAGGAUCACAGAAAGGCUUGCCGGAUAUGAAGAUUGUUUGGACAGACUACUGAGUGGUCUAUGGGACUGGACGAAUGAUCAGGGGAUUCAAGUUUUAAAAGAUAAUCAACAGCUGCUCAUAGAAGCAAGAUGGGUGAAGAAACUCAUGGCAUUGGCCUUGGAGUUCAAAAGGCAAAGGAGCAAAACUGCCACUACGAGAGAUGAAACUGAGAGGCAUAAAAGAGUUCUGAAGCUUUCAUCAGACUGUUUUGCUGCCCUUCCUCUGCCUCUACAAAGCACACUGUUUCAGUGGAUAUGGGACCAGCCAAACGGACCCACCCUCUUCAAGGACAGUGCGGUUAUCCAUGUAGAACAAGAACUAACACAUGUAUUCAACCGACUGGUCUCGGGGUCAACAGAUACUCAACUUACAGAGAGAGCCAGAGAGAUCUGUAGCAUUGCUCUUCAUUGUCCAAGCUCCACUCUGCAGAAGGCUAUACAAGAGGCUAUCAGCAAUGCAGACGCAGGCAGGUUGAUUUGUAAGGUUCUGCAGUGUUUGCCAUUCUUGGUACAUCUUCAACUUGAUGGAGCCACAUGUUUCCUCACUGAGCUUAGCAGCUUUGUCAGCACUCUUGGUGUUAGACAGCUCUCAUCUUCUGAAGAACUGAACCUCUUCAAGUUUGCAGAAGGUAUCAUUCAGAGCUACCAUCCACCAACCCAUCCAGGAAACCCCAUCACCUGCCCACCCCUCGUCAGCCCUCUCCACCUGGCCGACUCGUGCAUCUGGCCCUUCCUUGGUCCUGCACCACUGGACCACACCCAUAGACCUGGUCCUGGAACUCCCUCCUUGUAUCUAGCUUCCGGGUCUACCUCUCCCAGAAUUUCCGUUCCCAGACGUAUAACAUUGAAGUUCUUGGAUCUUGUGCUUAAAAACAGCUUGUCCUCGAUAGAUGGACAGGAGCCAGAUGUGCUUGAUAUCAGCGUGUGCCUCUCGACCAUGCUCAGCCUGUGCCAGAUAUUACAGGACUGUACUGUCCCAGAUGAUGCAGAUGUUACGUAUAACUUCCUCAUCAAAGAGAUGACCUCUGACCUGCUCGAGAGGGUUUCCGCCCAUGUCCGACAAGUUCACACAGAUAACCUGUCAGUAUGUCUGGAGUGGCUGGUUGAAGAGACAUCUGAUCUGGACUGGACUGUGAGACUCGCCCUUCAUGCACUGUUCUCUGAUGCUGCUCCUUCCUGUAGCAAGGUUUGUUUAACCUGUUGA
This is a messenger RNA of Strongylocentrotus purpuratus (purple sea urchin), 1455 nucleotides long. RefSeq lists its product as uncharacterized. The record is from RefSeq and is a predicted model, not a curated record. Gene Ontology annotation, biological process: spliceosomal snRNP assembly; rRNA processing. NCBI's taxonomy places the organism in Eukaryota, Metazoa, Echinodermata, Echinoidea, Camarodonta, Strongylocentrotidae. The transcript has 10 exons. Bases 1 to 1455 code for a protein of 484 amino acids. Gene Ontology annotation, cellular component: SMN complex.